This is a messenger RNA of Daucus carota subsp. sativus, 2676 nucleotides long. Its product is annotated as glyoxylate/hydroxypyruvate/pyruvate reductase 2KGR. NCBI's taxonomy places the organism in Eukaryota, Viridiplantae, Streptophyta, Magnoliopsida, Apiales, Apiaceae. Bases 80 to 1027 code for a protein of 315 amino acids. The record is from RefSeq and is a predicted model, not a curated record. Gene Ontology annotation, molecular function: hydroxypyruvate reductase [NAD(P)H] activity; NAD binding; glyoxylate reductase (NADPH) activity. Gene Ontology annotation, cellular component: cytosol. The transcript has 3 exons.
ACAUUAUUACACACAAACUGACAAACACAAUACAAACAGUUCAUUCCAAUUUCCCUCAAGAAUCCUCCCAUCUCAAAAAAUGAACCAAAUUAGCGUACUAAUGACCUACCCCAUGUUCACAAACCUCGAAAAAUUGCUCGAAAAGCACUACAACCUCUUAAGACUAUGGGAACUCAAAGACCAUGAACAAGAACACUUCUUGAAAGCAAAUGCAGACACAAUCAAAGCAGUUGUGGCUUGUGCUGAGGCAGGGAUCAACAAAAAGAUGAUUAAUUUGCUGCCAAGAUUAGAGAUUGUUUCCACAUUUAGUGUUGGUUAUGACAAGAUUGAUUUGAUCAAGUGUAGAGAGAGGGGGGUUAAGGUUACUAAUACUCCUGAUGUGGUUACUGAGGAUGUUGCUGAUUUGGCUAUUGCUCUUGCUUUGUCUACUUUGAGGAAGAUUUGUGGUGCUGAUGGGUUUGUCCGAAAAGGGUUGUGGAAAAUGGGGGAUUUUUGCAUUAGUACUAAGUUAAGUGGUAAAUCUGUUGGGAUUGUCGGACUGGGAAGAAUUGGUUCAGCCAUUGCAAAGAGAGCUGAAGCAUUUAACUGCCCUGUUAGUUACUACUCAAGAUCCAGGAAACUCAACAAUGAUUACAAGUACUACACCAAUAUCAUUGAUUUGGCUGCCAAUUGCCAGAUCCUAUUUGUUGCAUGUGCUCUUACUGAGGAGACUCGCUACAUUAUCAACCGUGAAGUUCUUGAUGCAUUGGGUAGAGAAGGCAUUCUGAUCAACAUUGGCCGAGGACUACAUGUUGAGGAAUCUGAACUUGUUUCUGCGUUGCUUGAUGGUCGUUUAGGUGGAGCUGGAAUAGAUGUAUUUGAAAAUGAGCCUGAUGUACCUGAUCAACUAUUCGGACUCGAUAAUGUAGUUCUCCUGCCUCAUGUUGGGACCUCGACUAUGGAAACCUGCACAGAAAUGGCAGACCUUGUGAUCAAGAACUUGGAAGCACAUUUCAAAAACGAGCCACUGCUGACUCCAGUUUUGUAACUGUAAGAGGUAUAGAUCACCUUAGAAAUUUGUUUGUUCUGAGUUAAUAAACCCAGUUCUGAGAUUUUGGUGGUAAUACUUAUGGUAAUGUUGGAGAUUGACACGGAAUUUAUUCUCAUCUUAAUAUAUUUGUGGGUGUUACAUUAAUAGUAAGAAACACAAUAUGUUUUCCUCAAGGUUUAGAAAGUUUGGUAUAUUAGUUCCGUUAUUUCAUUGAUAUCAAUUACUCUGUGAGACUCCCUAUGCUGGACAUUAAGAACAAUUGCUGGCUUUUGAGUACAAGAAAUUGUUUAUAUAUGUUAGAGCGACAGUCCAAAGAUGAUGCUCUAGAUUUCUACAGUAGUAUAUGGAGCCUUAGUAGACUUCUCCUAGAUUUUCCUUUAACUUUACUUGUUGAUUGAGACUGUGUUUAGGAUCUUUUCUUUUCCAAAAACAAAAAGAUGAAAUUGUGGUGCUUAGGACUCUCGCCCAAGCACGUUUGCAUUCUUAUAGGUUGCGUGCAUUAGUAAUAGUCUGAUUGCAGAUUUUACACCUGUUUUAAAUGCUUCCUUUAAUACUAUGACUGCAGAUUGCGCACCUGUUUUUAAUGCUUCCUUCAUACUUAGAUGUUGAUAGAUAACAGUCUUUCCCUUCCCCCUUUUUGGGAUUCUGUGAAUUACAGCUCCUUUGGAGCAUUCAACUGGUAUUUAUAUUAAACAAGAAGUCAUGAUUCAUGCUUUUAAUUGUCAAAGACUUGUCUGGAAUUCUCAAAUUAAGUCACUUUGAUGAAUCUCUCAUCUCAUUUAGCCUUAAAUAUCAAGAAACACGGUACAAAGAAAUGCAAAUGCAAAGGUUGUGCUCAUAUUACAAAGAGGGCACAGAAAAAGCUCCUCCAUGACAAUUUACAAAGAGCUCACAACGGUUUACAAGUUCCGACCCUAGAACCUUCUACCUUACUACAAGCCAGCUAUCGACAGAAACAAGAUAAACAAACUUCAAACUACAGUUCUUCUCUAUAACCCUUUGCAUUCUCGCAACUAGAUGCUUCAUCAUCACGGAGAUGAUGGGGGCGUAGAAGCAGCUCCCUUGAAAAUAAGGAAGUUGAGAGUCUCCACAGUAAAGUAAAUGAAAGUCCCUGUAGUGUGAGUGAAGAAACAGCCAAAGUUUGAUCCCACAACACAUUGCCAGCCAUUCCCAUAUUUCUUAUCAAAAUCCUGUCCAUGUAAACUAACAACAAUCAGAAAUCCCCGAUAAAUAUACUGAAUUAUACGAUGAUUAUGAGUGUGAUUGUCUACCUUCUUGAUGUGUGCAGCAAUGGAUUUGCAGUCAAGAACAUCAUAAACAUCAAGUGCUUGAGAAGCUGAGGCCAUGGCUUGGAUCUGCAUCUUCAGUGGCAUGUCUGUGUCUUCUAUCAGAGCUUUCCCCUCCAGCAUCUUCCUGUUAAAGUCUUUACUUGGGUGUUCUUUUUAAUGGAGCUCUAGUUUUUCUUGUGAGUCUUUAGUGAAUGCAGGAGAGACAGAAAGCUACAAAUGGGGACUAGAGAAUUCAAAGCUAAAAGAGUCAUCCUCUUCCAAAUGUCAAGGAACCAUUUGAUGUGGAUUCUUAUGAUGGCACGUCCCCCAACCUCUGCUGUCAUUUCUUCCCUCACUUCAAAGACUUAUUCUACUCUC